This is a messenger RNA of Amphibalanus amphitrite, 963 nucleotides long. RefSeq lists its product as uncharacterized. Gene Ontology annotation, molecular function: nucleic acid binding. The record is from RefSeq and is a predicted model, not a curated record. Bases 1 to 963 code for a protein of 320 amino acids. The transcript is spliced from 2 exons. NCBI's taxonomy places the organism in Eukaryota, Metazoa, Arthropoda, Thecostraca, Balanomorpha, Balanidae.
AUGGCGAAGGAGUACCCUUUGUCGACUCGCUAUCGCGCUGUCGGCAUGGUCAACGGCGGCACGCCCCAGGUACAGGUAGCCAAAGAGCUAAGGAUAGAGCCCAGGACCCUCAGACGCUGGAUGGCCCUCGACCGCAAGGGAGAGGCACUGGAGAACCGCGCGGGAAGAGGGAGGAAGACAGCGAUGAGCCGGGUGGCCAAAAUCGUGGUGGCGAAAUCCGUUACGAAACGGCACCAGUCGACACGGAAACUGGCGCGGAAACUCAGUGCAAAAAAUCAUCCGGCCUCCAAGUCCGCUGUCCAUCGGUAUCUGCGGCAGUGCCUCCGUCUGAAGCCGCUGAAACCGCGCGUGGAGCCCAAGCUGCACGGCAGCACAGCGACGAAAACGAACGACCGUGUUUGGGCUCAGAACAGCUCAGAAGUGCCUGUCAUCGAGACCGUCAAGCAGCCGGGCAAGGUCCUGGUGUGGGGCAUGAUGAGUUUCCGUGGCCUGUCAGACCUUCACAUCGUGCCCCGCGGCCAAACCGUGACAGCGGACUACUACGUGGAGGAGGUGAUGAAGGGAACGGCGGCAUCAGCGAUGAGACGACGGAAGGAGAAUGGACCACCAACGGCCAUCAAACUUCUGCCGGACAUGUCACAGGCCAUUUUCCAACAGGACGGUGCCCCGGCUCACAACGCCACCAAGACCCAGGAGUGGUGCCGGGCCAACUUCCCUGGCUUCUGGGCCAAAGGAGAAUGGCCAGGUAACAGCCCGGACCUGUCGCCAAUCGAGAACCUGUGGGCAAUCGUCCAGGACAGGAUGGACAAGAUGGCACCAGCGUCGUCCGAAACUGCCCUCAUCAGGAACCUCCGAUCGGCCUGGAGCAGCAUCUCUGGAGAAACUCUCGACAACCUGAUGUGUGGCAUGCCGGAGCGCAUGCGGGCAUGUGUGCGGAAGCGUGGUGGAUACAUCAACAAAUAA